AUGUCCGCUCGAAGAAGUCUGGGAGGCGGUCGAGUCUUGGGAUCCGGGAAAGGUCUUGCGCCGCCAACACGACCUCCAGUCCCUCCCAGACCAGUCCAAGCGGCCCGGAGUCCAGGGCUCUUGUCGCCCUCAGAGAGCUCCGUCUCUCUCGGUUCGCAGACAUCGAGCACCCCGGUGUCCACCGAGAACGAGGACCUCACAUCGCGUAUCGCCCUCGACGAGCAUGGAUUGGCCCAGGCGGCAGCAGCGGCCAGCUCGCGCAUGGUCUGCCCAAUAUGCAAUGAAGAGAUGGUAUGCGCACCAGCCCUGAGCAGCACCAGCAAACAUGGACGGAGCUGAUAUGAUACGCUGAAAUUAGGUCACCCUACUACAGUUGAACAGGUAGGUAUGGAUACUCGGCUGGACGUGAGGCUGUGGGGUACGUGCUGACUUGCGUGUAGACAUAUCGAUGACAAUCAUGCGAAUCUGGAAGUGAUGGAGCAAGAUGAAGCCAAGACGUGGUUCAAACAACAGAUGACCAAGGCCAAGAAGUUUCAGCCGCUUGCCCUUAUCAACCAGAAAUUGCGUGGCCUGGAGGUGUUCGAGUCUAAUAAUGAAGCGGCUGUGCCCAUUCAGCAGGCUGUGCAGGCGGUCACUGGACGCAGGGAAGGCUCACCAGCUCCUGCGCCCAAGGAGCAAGAGGCUCCCGAUCCGGACGAGGUCGUUACACGAGCACACUGGCAACGACCGCGAGGUUAUGAUGAUUGCGCUGACCCCCUGUGUGGGAAGCGUCUCGGCCCUGUGAACGGACAGGUCAACUGUCGACACUGUGGCAAGUUAUUCUGUGAGGAGCACACCAUGUAUCAGAUGAAGCUGUCUCGCGCGGCACGACAUGAGCCUGUUCGUGGACUGUGGUGUCGCGUCUGUGAGACUUGCUACAAAAGUCGAGACGGAUAUAAUGAUCACAAUGGCUUCGAACGAAAUCACUACGAAUUCUUUAAAAGCGCAAGGCGAAAAACUGUGGACAAGCAAGCACUGGAAACAAGUCGUCUUGAGACCCGUCUGACAAGACUUACACAGCUGCUUGCUGAUCUGCGCCCGAUGGAGCAAAACCAGAGCACAACAAAUCUCUUGUGGUCUUCAAUAUCAGGAACCAAACCCCAAAUCAGAGCGUUGGAGCAGUCGGUGGUCCCUUGGGAAGAUGAUACGACUGUGUCUGAAUGUCCAUUCUGUCAGCAAGCUUUCUCGCAGUAUAGCUUACGGCGCCACCACUGUCGCGUUUGUGGCCGUGUAGUGUGUGGUGACCCAAACACCGGGUGCUCAAAUGGGAUUGGCCUCGAAGUGGACAGCAGUGAGUGGCGUUGUCCUCUCGAACUCAGCAGCGACUGAUGUAAGACAGCUACUGACAUUCUUUCAGAGAAGAACGGCAACAAGGUUGCUGUUGAUGUUCGCAUGUGCAAGGAUUGCCAGCGCACUAUCUUUAGCAAAGCCGAUUUCGCCCGCGAACUAAACACCCACACGGCAGAUCAGCGCGCCUACCAGAAUCUUGUGCAGUUUGAACAGGGUAUUCGUUUGCUGCUUCCGAAGUUCCAAAGAUUGCUCGCGCCUCUGCAGGACCCAGAGAGCCCGCCAUCCCCAGCGCAGCUCGCAGAAGCCUCGAAGGUACGAAAGCGCCUCACGGAUGCCUUUACCCAGUACGACAUGGCGUCGCGGAGGAUCCGUGACAUGCCGACCGAAAGUUCUACACAACAACAGUUGCAAAAAGCCAUUCAUCAGAAAGCGCUCGGCUUUCUGCACGUACACAUGCUGCCACUGAAAUCUCUCCCGAAGAUCAUGCGACACGCGAAUUCGAGCAGCAUGCGCAGCCCGCCGACUAGCGCAAAUGGCAAGCCACAGGGAGCUUUGUCACAACUCAAGUACAAUUCCCUCGCCCAGGAGAACGGGCAUGGAUCACGACCUGGAAGCAGCCGAACGAGCAGUCAAAGUUCUGCCGCGGUGACGGCAUUUGAAGCUGAGGAGAAGGAGCUCCAGGAAAGGCUCAUUGUGCUGGAGGAGCAGAAGUUCUUCGUCUCGGAGAUGAUAGCCAACGCCAACAAGCGUCGUAGGUUCGAUGAGGUGUCUGCACUUUCGCAGAAUGUCGAAGAUCUAUCACGGGAGAUCGACCAGAUACAAGGGCAACUGGUACAGAUGGACUUUGCUGGUGCUUAUGCCGCUGAUCAGGGCGUGAUAAAAUGA
Lecanosticta acicola is the source of this 2214-nucleotide messenger RNA. Lineage: Eukaryota; Fungi; Ascomycota; Dothideomycetes; Mycosphaerellales; Mycosphaerellaceae. The record is from the annotation of a GenBank genome assembly.